Messenger RNA from Miscanthus lutarioriparius, 288 nucleotides. Lineage: Eukaryota; Viridiplantae; Streptophyta; Magnoliopsida; Poales; Poaceae. The record is from the annotation of a GenBank genome assembly.
AUGGCGGCCACGAACUGGAGUCCAGCGGCGGCGAGGAACUGCAUUGGAACGGAGGCCACGAACAGCGGAGUCGAAGAGGCGGCCGAAAGGACCAUGGCCAUGACCAUGGGCACUGUUGCGGCGAACAUGAGGCCCAAGGCGCUCGAAGACGCUGCGGCGUUGUCCAUGGCGGCCAUGGUGGCGGAUCGGGCCACGGCGAACUCCACCGACGCGGCGAAGUGCGAAGAACAGUUGACGAACAACAUGAGACGGCAAAGCAAAGAGUCCAACUCCACUAAAACGUGGUAG